Knipowitschia caucasica is the source of this 405-nucleotide messenger RNA. Lineage: Eukaryota; Metazoa; Chordata; Actinopteri; Gobiiformes; Gobiidae. The record is from the annotation of a GenBank genome assembly.
AUGGAAGCAGUGCUCUCACCUCUCAGACAGGAAGGCAUCAGAAUUCUGAACUACUUGGACGACUGGCUCCUGUGUGCAGGGACACAGCAGGAGUGUCAGGCUCACUUCUCUCUGCUGUUGGAACACCUGCAUCAAUUGGGGCUUCGUCUCAACUACGAGAAAAGCCAUCUCGUACCGUCUCAAGAGACGCACUUUCUAGGCCUAGUCCUGAAUUCUCAGGCAGCAAGUCUCACACUAUCACAGACGAGACUGAGUUGUCUCUCGCAGUUCAGACUGGGGGCCAGAGUCAUAUGGCAGCAGUGUCUCCACCUCAUGGGGCUUAUGGCGUCCAUGUCACAGGCAGUCCCUUUGGCGCUGCUGAACAUGCGCCCAGUCCAACGGUUGGGAUGGGGCACCGGGAUCUGA